UACCAUACAAUUGUAAAACGGUAUCGGUAAUCAAUUUGUCAACUGAAGCCGGCAAAUUCUGUUUGCAGUGGUUUGCAGACAUCUAAGAUGGCAGAGAUCGAAGCUGGGCAAGCAUUAUCACCUGGAUCUUCAGACAAAAUUCAGUACGAAUCCGCGACAAAAAAACGCCACAAGCUAUUCAGAGUUAAACGAAAGACAGCUUUUGUGAUUGCGGCUCUCAUAGCAGUGUUAGGUUUUAUUUUCUUCAUCAUAGGUUUGGUUCUCAUAGUGAAGAGUCGUAGCGCCAAAUCUGAGACACAUAAAACAAGCAUUGAGGGAGACAUCCGUGAAGAUGAUGAGAUUGGAAAGUGCGCAUUUUCAGCCGAGGCAAAGCGUGUAGGUCUCCUUGACUUUUUGAAGAGGAUUGAUAGUACCGUCCGUGAGCUUCAUCCUUACGAUGCUCGUUUCAUGACAGGAGUCUCCAUUGAAGAUAAGAAAAAGAUAUUCCAACCAUAUAACCCAACCCCGGAGAGUAUCAAAGCCAUUUCUGAACGCGCGCAUUCUAUGUUGGAGGAGUUGGGAAGUUUAAAGAUCGACAAGAAGCUUCUCCUUACACGUGAACGGCGCAUGAUCGCUAAAACGCAUCAUUUCUUGAAGCACUACUUCGGGCGGCCUUUUGAAAACAAUUAUUUAGCCGGUUACUGGAUGUUGGGACCAGGCAGGUACUGCUAUCGGACUUUCAAGGGCAUCACAUCUAUCAAGCAACAGCUCACCACCGUAUUUCUCCUUUUCGCUCCUAAGACAGCGUCUGAACUGGAAGCAGCUUUGAAUCUUCUCGCCAAAUUCAAAACCGGGAUUAAACAGUUCAAGGAAAACUUGAAAAGCGGGAUUCGAACCGGUAUGGUAGGGUCCGUCACUGUGUGCAAAGAAGGAAAAGAAUGUCUAGAAGACAUUUACAUUGAGGUCUCUUCGCAGCAAUCGGGCCGCGGAAUCCUGACGGCUUUUCAAGAUCAAAUUUCAAUCUUUGUCUCUGAACUAAGCUCCCAAGAGGCUGCAAAGAUUAUGGCAAAGCACGGAAUGAAUGGUGCUGAUCUUGUGGAGGAGAGCCUCGUUCGUAAUGUUGGAUCACCGUUGCUUGAUUUAUUUGAGUACCUUCAGAAUGAACACUUGUCACACUGCUUACCGACCAAUGUGUCAAGUGGACUGGGUACGUUGCCUGUCAAUCAUGUCUACCUCAACGGGAGUAAAACCUUAGAGAUGACAAAUCCGACUUUCAGAGAAGGAGACACGGUCCUACCUGGAAAGGAGUCUUACAAAAACUUCUUGUCUUACUACACAACACAAGAAAUUACACCAGUUGAAGUUCAAGAUUUGGGUUGGGAGAUGUUGAAGAAACUUUACCUACAAGCGGUGGAUAUUGCUAAGAAGAUCACCAAACAGGACACUGAGGAGAUAGCUGUAAAUCAGUUUACAAAAUACCUCAACUCGACGGAAAUGUACUUUAAUGAAAACCCUUUUCCGGAAAAUGAAUCUAAUGAAGAGGCCUUUCGCAAAUGCAAGAGUGAGGAGGCCGCCCAAAUCUAUUGUCCACAGCGUUACAAAACGAUGUUAAAAUGGCUGGAUUUGUCACGCAACACCAUGUCACGCCUUUUGCCAAAAUUGACAGAUUUAUUUUACUUCACUGGAAACAAGACCACCGUUCCCACCUGCCCAGUUGCUAUGGAAAUAUCAUUCAAUCCCUUACAACCCGUGCAAAGUUAUUCUACGAGUGGAAGUUCAUGUCAAUCGCCCAGCAAGUACAAAGUGCCCUUCUUUGUUGAUCGAAUGGGGCCAAAGUACUUUGAGUUCACAGUGAAUGCACAUGAGGCUAGCCCCGGACACCAUUUGCAGUCUCAGGGAUACGUAGAAAACUUCCGAGAUGUAUGCCGGGAAGGCGUCAAUUUUCAAUUCCUAAAGGAUAUUACAGGAAUUGCCAUUAGAGAGGGUUGGGGUUUAUACUCCGAGAAUCCACUAGCAGCACAGGAUACAGAUCUAUAUCACAACCGUAUCCUUGAACGUUACGGUGCUCUCAAGGGUCAAAUAUGGCGCGCACUUCGCCUCAUCAUAGAUACCGGCCUCCAUUCUAGGAACAUGACGCGAGAAGAAGCCAUAGAUCUCUUUCGGCGUUAUAUGUGGGAUUACAGCGACGUUGUUCCAAACGAGGUCAGUCGAUACCAGGCAUAUCCGGGACAGGCGACCGCCUACAUGACUGGUCAGCUGGCAAUUUGGAGAAUGCGCAAUGAAACUUCAAAGAAACUCGGAGCAAAGUUCAAAAUACAAGAUUUUCAUUAUCAGGUAUUGUCCCAAGGCGAAGUUCCAAUUUCAUACCUUCAGACCCAUAUUGAGGAGUACGCCAACUGUGUCCUGCAUGAAAGAGGCAACGGUUGUUGGGAUGCUCUUACUGUUGUUAACGAACAAGAGCAUUACGGACAGACAUCUGCAAUAGAUGAGCGACAACAGCGGGUAAUACGAGAGAAAUUAAACCAGCUAUAUCCCGCAGACUCUUGUAUAUUUUAGCGAUGUAAAUGAUAACACGUAGCAUAGAGUAUUUUAAUGUCCACAUUGGGAAUUUUUGUAGUGAAUUGACAGAGAUCUCAGACCAAUGUUAUUUUCUGAGCAACGGCACACCUACCCCUCCCCUAACCCAAAAACAGUCAACUGUAAACAGCUUAGGGUUAAAAUGUACAUGUUGGGUCAGGGGAAGGGUAGGUGCGCAAUUGUUCAGAUUCUGUAAUAAUAAUUUAUCUGAGAUCUCGCUGUCUAAGAGAAAACACUAAAUACAGCCUUAUUCGUUUAAAAACAAUGGAGCACUUGGUCAUUAUAAGAGCUUCAUUGCUUUUUCUUUAGACUUUAUCUGCCAUGUGUUUUUCCAUUGGCUCAGCGGGACAGAAAUAGGAGGGAAAUGUUUUCUCAUAGUCCGCCGGAGCCUGGUAAUGAAUCAUGUGAUUUUUGACGGGGAGUUUUCUUUUUUUUUAAGCCCGCCAUAUCUGUCGUUUUCUCGCCCAUCAACUCAUUCGAUAGAUUUCAAGUUUAAGUGAUGAAAUGAUCUUCUCAGGUGAGUUGCUAAAAUUGCGGUCCGCCUGCGAGGAUCAUUUCACUGAAGAUUUGUGAUCAAAUUUCAUCACGUUGUUGUUCACGUUGUACUGUACAGUAUCGUCAGUCGUAUUGAUAUUUGCGCGUAUGGAUCUGCAUGUAUGGAUCUGUUGAGUCUGCAGAAAAGGUUCGAGUUGAUAGCGUUCUUCAUGUCAUAGCUGUCGAUGGUUUGUGAGAAAAAUGUCAAAUUAGUUUGGUAAAUAAACAAAGAAGGCAAUGAUAGAAAAAAGAAAGUAGAAAUAUCGCUUAUUGCACACAUCAUUUUAUCCUUUACAUCCUAACAUCAGUAUCUAUCUUCUCCAUACUCCUCUCUCUUUGUUUCUUUUGGUGCUGACAAGGAGAAUUCAUUUAAAGAUCAAAGCUUCCAAGGUUGGUGAUCGUUUCCUUUAUUCUCUUGAUCUUAAUGAAUGGUUUAGCUGUAUUAUUGUAAGGAGAAAUUAGAUGCUGAUCACUCCUAGAGUUUAAACGAUUAAUACUUUUAAGAUUCGCAAAUCAAAACGAUGUCUUUUAAACCUUUUAACUGCAGGCAAAAGUUGGAAAAUACAGGGUUAACCCAGCGUUUGAAAAGUGUUAAACUGUGUGUAUCAGAAUUAAAACCAAGC
This is a messenger RNA of Pocillopora verrucosa, 3713 nucleotides long. RefSeq lists its product as uncharacterized. The record is from RefSeq and is a predicted model, not a curated record. NCBI's taxonomy places the organism in Eukaryota, Metazoa, Cnidaria, Anthozoa, Scleractinia, Pocilloporidae.